AACAUAAAAAAGACAAUACACCUCGUUGUACGAAUUCGAACAAAUGCAGCUGAGCUUACAGGUAAUUAAGGUGUCGAGUACUUCUUUUAAAGAUCUUUUAUCGAAGUUUUAAAGAAGAAAACGAARAAACGACGUUCUUACUCAAACACUUUUGUAAUAACGAGAGAGCUGAAUGGAAUCGUGAAGUUGAGGUCAUCGAGAGACUAAGAAAAGAUGGCGGUCACCCUAAUAUAAUGAAACAUUUAUGGUAUUCACCAGUCCAAGAAGCUCCAGUCUUGAUAGACCUCACGAACCUCGAGUCUGUGCAGGGGCAAGGAUUUUUGAUUUGCUACGAAUUGGUAUCCUGUACUACUCUUGAUGAAUAUAUCAGUAAACCAGAAGCUGCUCUUGUUACUCAAAUCGUACUCGCCAUCGCAACAGACGUCAUCAAUGCACUCUCAUACCUUGAACGGUGUGACCUGAGGCAUAAUCACGUGACAGCUACAAAUAUAUUGGUCAAAGAGUCCGUCAUGGUUCCUUCGCUACAGGCAGUUUUGGGUGGAUUUGGUCAUGGAACCUUCGUCAAUUCACACAAGAAAACAACCGCACAAGAAGAAGAUAAACCAAAUACUGAUAUCGUACAAUACGGGGUACUGGUGGAGCAGCUACUAAAUCUUUCCCCUAAUGCUGAUCCAGAUCAUCAGAUUAAAGAAAUUUCUACAAAAUGUCAAGAAGAAUCGAAACUUUUGACUGCGGCAGUCGUGCGCAAUAUGAUAGAAGAGGUCUGGGAUGGAACCGGAACUUGGGACACUCUUCUGUGAAGUGCCACGUGAUUAUGUACUACUGUUUGUAUUGCAUUGAUCUAGAUAACUGUCACGACCUGAUGGAAAUCGGGCAAUACACUAACGUCAUUCAAAUAAAUAAAUAAAUAACUAUAAGUAAGCAAUAUACGAAAUGAGAAUAUACCAACUUGUGUACUUCCUAAGAACACGCGCGCUCAUUGGUUAAUUGGAGGUGAAUAUUAUACGAUAUUCACCUCUGCACUGGCGGAAUA
This is a messenger RNA of Actinia tenebrosa (Australian red waratah sea anemone), 1033 nucleotides long. RefSeq lists its product as uncharacterized. NCBI's taxonomy places the organism in Eukaryota, Metazoa, Cnidaria, Anthozoa, Actiniaria, Actiniidae. The record is from RefSeq and is a predicted model, not a curated record. Gene Ontology annotation, biological process: protein phosphorylation. Gene Ontology annotation, molecular function: protein kinase activity; ATP binding.